Messenger RNA from Aspergillus bombycis, 1734 nucleotides. RefSeq lists its product as uncharacterized. The record is from RefSeq and is a predicted model, not a curated record. NCBI's taxonomy places the organism in Eukaryota, Fungi, Ascomycota, Eurotiomycetes, Eurotiales, Aspergillaceae. The coding region runs from base 1 to 1734 and encodes 577 amino acids. The transcript is spliced from 2 exons.
AUGGUUGCCAAAUUUGAACGAAACGCACGAAAUCCACUUUUGGUCCCGGAAAUUGUUGGUCUUGUCAUCAACAAUAUUCACAAUGUCCCGGACCUUCUGAAUUGCGCUGGUGUGAACAGCAUAUGGAACGUGGCCGCCUUGAAGAAGCUCUACAAGGGCUCUCUAAACGACAUGCAGUUCCGCACACCGGACAUUGGGUCACUCAAUUGCCUUUUUGCAGCAUCGCGGAAGCAAUUCGCCCGCAAUAUGAGUUUCGUGAAGCAUCUUCUUCUUUCUCCUGAGAUACCCGCCAUUGAUGAAGUCGAAGUGCCACAUACUCGGCUUGUAUGCUUAGAGAAAUGUCGCGCAAUGCGUCAUCGUCAAUACGCUGAGUACCUUCUGCAGCCGCGAGGAAGGGGUCUUUCAAGUCUCACAAUCCCUUUCGAGAUCAAGGAUCAAGAUUGGUCGCUGUUUCCUGACUUCCUGAUCAACCCAACCAUUGAGUUUUUGGCCAUUGAUAGUUACUACUGUAAACUGAUCGUUAGCUCCCAAGAGCUCAUCAAAGCCUCGUUCCCCAGCCUCAAGGCUCUCACGAUAUACCAAUCAGGCAGCCGCCGCCAGGUGGAUGAGCUUUGUCGGUUGCUAAGAAGUUGUGAUUUGCAGUUUUUCUGCCUCGAGGAACUGUCUGGAACUGAAGGCCUAACUCAAUCCGAUACUGGGGAGCUCCUAUCAUGCCUUCAACAACAACAAAACCUCAAGGUAAUGGCGCUGAACGUCCGCCAUUGUGGACCCCGUCUUGGGAAACAGGGAAUUCCAUGGCCAAACCUGAAGGCCUUGUACAUUCGAGAGGGGGAGGAAGACUGGUUGGAUCAAUUACCAGAAUUCGAGAAACUUCAAAUCCUCAGCUUGGAAAAUAUUGGGCCGGAAAUACGCUUCAUCGACCAUAGUAUAAUUGAGAAUAUAGCAUCAUGCCGACAUCUACAAGUUCUCAAUCUGCACUUCGGUGAGUUUCGCGACGAAGGAGAACUCAUCCAGAUCGCACGAUGCUGCCCGCUUUUACGAAAAUUUAGCGUCGGGUGCAUUGACUUUAGGGCAGACCCAACGUUAGGGGAAGACCUGCUGCUAGGUCUGUUGCCUGCUCUGCCUCACUUGGAGUUUCUCGCUCUGGGAGUGAAGUUCCAGAUGCCCGGUGCACUGCUUCAAGAUAUAUCACGUCACUGCCCACGACUGACAGUGCUUGAUCUGUCUAUGACUCAAUUAUGUAUCUCUCUCGCAGUGAUAACAGAACUGCAUCCGCUCUGGCGGUUGGAAAGCAUGCACUUUGCGAGAAUCUAUUUUGAGAACCCACGACACUUGAUGCAACGGGACAAACUCCAGAGCGUUGCAACGGAGUGGCGCAGGACAUUCCCGAAGCUUCGAGGAAUACCAUGCCCAGGGGACCUCUACUCCCAGUCUAUGCAAGAAGAUGAGUUAGGUGAAGAAAUACAAGGAGACAGCGCCGGUUUGAGCACUGACGAAGAGAUGUCAUCCACUGAGCCCAACCUUGACUGGGACGACUAUGAUUCUGACUGGUUUAUUUUUCGGACGAAACUCUGGAAAGUUCUUGGUUAUAGGAAAGACCUGCUUAUUCAUGAUAAGAUCCAGUAUAUGUGGCAAACUGAUCUGGAAAUUGAGAUGGUUCGCUGGCCUAUCGUGCCUUUGGCAGCGUUUUCCGAUCCGUAUCUCCACUCCACGACCACCAGCUGCCCCCGGUAA